Scomber japonicus (chub mackerel) is the source of this 574-nucleotide messenger RNA. Its product is annotated as collagen alpha-1(XIV) chain-like. Gene Ontology annotation, molecular function: protein binding. NCBI's taxonomy places the organism in Eukaryota, Metazoa, Chordata, Actinopteri, Scombriformes, Scombridae. The record is from RefSeq and is a predicted model, not a curated record. The transcript is spliced from 4 exons. The annotation marks the transcript as partial.
GUGGAGGGAGAACCUGCCCCCCCGCCCGCCUCUGUGGCUCCGCCCCGUGACCUGGUGACCUCUGACAUCACAGCUCGUAGUUUUCGGGUGACGUGGACUCACGCUCCGGGCCAGGUGGAGAAGUACAGAGUGGUUUAUUAUCCAGCCAGCGGAGGACAGCCCGAUGAAAAGGUGGUCCAGGGGACGGAGAACAGUGUGGAGCUGAACUACCUGAACUCUCUGACGGAGUACCAGGUGGCCGUGUUCGCCAUCUAUCGCAGCUCCGCCAGCGAAGCCCUGAGAGGAAGCGCCACCACACUGGCUCUGCCGAUGGUCAACGACCUGCAGCUGUUUGACAUCACUCACAGCACCAUGAGGGUCCGCUGGAGGACCGCCGCCGGGGCUUCUGGGUACAUGAUCCUCUACGCUCCGCUGACGGAGGGAGACCUGGCCGACGAGAAGGAGGUGAAAGUUGGGGACUCUGUGACUGAAGUGGAGCUGGAGGGAUUAACGCCGGCCACAGAGUACACAGUGACCGUCUACGCCAUGUACGGAGAGGAGGCCAGCGACCCGAUGACCAGCCAGCAGACCACAC